Molecule: messenger RNA, 4754 nt
Organism: Biomphalaria glabrata
Lineage: Eukaryota; Metazoa; Mollusca; Gastropoda; Planorbidae
Product: iduronate 2-sulfatase-like
Exons: 8
Coding region: 390-2303 (637 amino acids)
Molecular function (GO): iduronate-2-sulfatase activity
Source: RefSeq, a predicted model, not a curated record
UGUCUCAGAGAUAACUAAAGAUAGCAAAACAAAAACAGCUCUGUUUACAGUCACCAGAUCUAAUCUAGAGUAAUCUAGCGUGAGUCAGGAGUCUGGUCUGGAUCUAGAUCUACUAUCUAGACAAAGGCUAAUAUAGAUCUUGAUCAACAGUGUGUACGUGAUCCAGAGUCUAAUCUAGACUACAAGUACAGCAUCAAUUAAAGUUAUUAGAUCUAGAUCUAAUUAAAUUAUGCACACUCUAGCCAGUCUAGCGGCCUAGCCGAGCCCUAGGCCUAGUGAGGCUAGUGGCUAGUCGGGCCUAGUCACUCACUCACUCACUGAGCCUAGCCUAAUCAUAAUAAUAAUUUAUUUCAUAAUUGAUAAUAAUUCAAAAUAAUUUUCCAAUAAAAAUGGAAAUGAAUGUAAUUAUUAAAUGUGUGACUGUUUUAUUAAUAAAUCUUAUAGUUUUUGUCGCUAGUUCCAGUUCUAUUCUAAAGUCAAAAGAAUCUUCAAAACGACAAAACAUACUUUUUGUUGUUGUUGAUGAUCUACGUACAAGCCUUGGAUGUUAUGGAGAACCAGUUAUGAAAACAUUGAAUGUUGACAACUUGGCACAGAAGUCAGUACUCUUUGAGCAAGCUUAUGUUCAGCAAGCAAUAUGUGGACCUAGUAGAGUUUCAUUCCUAACAAGUCGCAGACCUGACACAACACGCUUAUAUGAUUUCUAUUCUUACUGGCGAGUUCAUGCUGGUAACUUCACCACACUUCCUCAGCAUUUCAAAGAAAAUGGUUACGUGACGCAAUCAGUAGGAAAAGUUUUUCACCCAGGUCUAGCCUCCAAUUUUAGUGAUGACUCUCCAUACAGUUGGACUAAUACUCCCUACCACCCAUCUACAGAGAAGUACAAGAUGGCAAAGGUAUGUCCUAAUGCUGAUGGAUCACUAGGUGUAAACAUUGUGUGUCCUGUAGAUGUUAACAAGAUGCCAGAAGGGACUUUACCAGACAUACAAAUAGCAGAUUUUGCGGUCGAGUUUCUUGGCAACAUGUCCAAGUCAGAGCAACCUUUUUUCUUAGCAGUUGGCUUCCAGAAACCCCACAUCCCUCUGAAAUAUCCACAAGAGUUUUUAAAGCUCUAUCCAUUGUCAGAGAUUCAACCAGCCAAACACAACACAUAUCCUGAGAGACUGCCUCUGGUGGCUUGGAACCCAUGGACUGACUUAAGAGAAAGAGACGAUGUCAAAAAACUAAAUGUCAGUUUUCCGUUUGGACCUUUACCUUCUGACUAUCAGCUUCUAGUGCGACAAAGUUACUAUGCUGCCACAACUUAUGUGGAUGUUCAACUUGGUCGAGUUUUGAGUGCUCUAGAAGAAAAUGGUUUGGCUGAGAACACUGUCAUUACAUUUAUUGGAGACCAUGGUUGGUCUCUUGGUGAGCACCAGGAAUGGUCCAAGUACAGUCUUUAUGAUGUAGCGACUCGUGUCCCUCUCUUAGUGUAUAUACCUAACGUGACCUACACUCGACUUGAUGACAGGGAGAAACUGUUUGAUUUCAUUGACCCUCUACAUGACAAUAAGAAUCAGGAAAUAAUGCAAGGACCUGAGAAAGAUAUUAAUGAACUCAGUCUGUUGUUUAUGUCCGAGGACAAAGUACAAGCUGAACACUUAAAUCUAAUUAAAAAUUCGACUAUACAGAAACAUCAUUAUGAAGAGUCUAGUCGAUAUCAAAAUGGCUACAGGACAUCAGCUUUGGUUGAAAUGGUGGAUCUGUUUCCAACACUAGCAGAUAUUGCUGGGCUACCGACUGUUCCUCUUUGCCCUCCGCAACCAUUUUCUACAUUGUUAUGCACUGAAGGAGCAAGUUUCUUGCCAUUGAUAAAAAACAUAACAGGAUCAGAUAAUAAACAUCUCCAACCAAAAGUUACGAGACAAGAUGUUUUGAAAUAUGAUGAAACGACACUUGCAGAACAGUGUGAUGAACGUUUCGCGACAGUGACGUCUGAACCUGUUUGGAAGAAGGCCGUCUUCAGCCAGUACCCGAGGCCGUCUGUCUUGCCUCGAGACGACAGUGACAAACCUCAUUUGAAAGACAUCCGCAUCAUGGGCUACAGCAUGUGGACCCUAGACUUUCAUUACACUGAGUGGGUAAGCUUCAUCCCUGCCAACUACACCAUCCUUUGGGAGGAGCUGUAUGGAGUGGAGCUGUACCUUAGGGCUUUAGACCCAGAUGAAAUCAACAACAUGGCACUAUUUACUAGGUGUGCUUCUUUAGUUAAGGCUUUGUCUAGACAGUUACAUCAGGGAUGGAGAAAUGCAUUACCUAAUUAACAUUUCACAACUUAUAGGCAUCUAGUGGAAUGAUUAGUCAGUAAAUUCACAUAGCCUCCUAACACGAAAUAUAUACCAAGGAAAUUAAAAAAACAACUUUUGUCUUUUAAUACCCCAAAAACAGCCAUUGAGAUUAAUCAAAAUUAUAUAAAUUAUAAAAAUUAACUUUUUUAUUUUAUAUUUUUUAUAUAAAAAAUUUGAACAAAAUUAAAAGAUGAUGUUGGUAGAAAUAAAAUGUAUGUGUUCAGACAGUGUCGGGUACUUUUGGAUUUUAUUAUUUCUAUGUGCAAAAAUAUUUAUUUCUAUUUUGUUGAAUAUAUCUGAAAUUUUAUUUAUUAAAUAGUGCCCUACAUACAUUUUUUUAAUAUCUUUUAAAAAAUAUUGACAACUUUUGCGAUUGAUAAAGUACAAAAAAAACAACAAAUAACUUCUUAUCCAUUCCAUUGUUUUAUUUUUUAUACUCUAGUUGAAUCAUACUUAGUAUGUUAGUGAUAACAAGGGUGCCUUCAUGUUUAUAUCUUCUUGUCAUAGGCGUUGGGCAAACUGACAUUUUUAUGAGAAGCUUAUUUUUUUACGUUUUGUUCAGUUCAACAUGCAUUUAUUUUUUGUGUUGCUGACAGAUGUUCCAAGAGUCUAAACUACUCUAUUUACUGUACAUAAACUGAAACAUUGACACGGAAUUUUUUUUUUUUUUUUUUACAAUCUACUGUACAUAUAUUUUACGAUAGAAUUUUAUACAUUUUAUGCUUCAAGUGAUCAAUGACCAGUAUUAAUACAAUUUAUAUUCCAUAUUUUCUCAUAUCUAAACUGUACCCUUUUUUGCUUUUAAGAUUUGCAUAAUUUUUUCCUCAUCUACUACAGCUUCCCCAGUAUUCCCGAUAAGGAAGACACAUUGUGCAAUUAAACAACAACAUAUAUAUACAACUUUAAGUCGUUAACAACAUGUAAAAAUAUGUUUACAAAGUGACGAGAGUAUGUUUUUUUUUUUAGGCAGGUUAGAAUACGAUUCCCAUGUCUUUCCACCACUGCCAGAUAGAUGUUUUAUCAACAAUUACAUUGGGCUGCGCUUCUUUUGCUAUUUUACCCUUUGGCUUCUAGUAGCUUCAAGUUUCUACACAGAAGAGUAAAUGAUAUAAGGGGAGAUAAUUCAAAAUAAAAACUUAGCUUUUAGGUUCCCCUUACUAGAAUUUCCAGCUUGAAAAACUUGAAAAAAAAGAUUAAAUAUCAAGAUCCAUUCAAUCAAUGCAUUUCAAGCUUCAUGUUAGGCCUAUUUAUACAAAUGUAUUAUUGAAUCGGAAUUAUAAUGUGUAUUAUUUUCAUGAUUUAUACCUGAAGGAUUACGUUAUUCUAUUUUGUAAAGAGAAAUUCUGUUACUUCCUCUACCAUACCACGGAUAGUGAUAUAUAAUUGGAUAUUAGAUCAUCGGAUUUCAGUUCUGAAAAUAAUUAGACAUAUUUACCACCCUAUUCCAUUGUAAUACUGGGCUUUUUGUCAAUCUAAUUACUUGAUAUAAAGAACCCAGCAAUGUAGAAAUACAGCUAUCACAGUACUGACUGGCAAAAUAAAGAAACGGGGCAAAGGAGGGAAACAUGCCAUCAGAUUGAAUGGCUUUUUUUUUGUUUUCAAUCCUGAACAAGAAAAAUUAUUUAAAAAAUGCUUUAAAAAAAAAAACAUAGCUUAUAUUAAAUGUAAUUGUAUCAAUGUGUUUGGAUCAGUCAUGUAAUUAAAUUUGCAAUAGAUCUAGACUAGCAAUAAGUCUGUGCAAUUAGAAAUAUUUUUACCAAUUCUUUUUGUUUAAUGUAAGUUCUACGCAAUUUCCUAUCACUUUCCUGGACAACUUGGGAAGAGGGGAUAGCUUGGUGACUGUUACCGUGACUUGAAUUUGAACUCAGGGCUCAAGCGUCCUCAAGAGGACUAAUUCAACUUAUACCACAUCUGUCAUGUACAAUUUCUUUCCCUUGUUGAAUAAUAAGCAAAAUAAUUGACAAUAGUUAAUUAACUAAUUGGUUAAUUAUUUAAUUGAUUUUUGUUUUGUCAGGUACAAAAAAUAAUUGUGCAAAAUUUCAACUUGAUUCGAGAUUGGGUGUGGGAGAAAUAAUGUGUACAAACUUUUUACCAGACAGACAGUGUGAGUUAAUAUGAGCUUUGUAAAAUAGGGUGUGGCUUAGUGUCCUGAAAACAUGGUACUACUUUUAAUCUUGAGUCUAAUUUAUUUACUGUAAAUACAUUGUAUACCAGAAUCUGCAUUUAUUUUAACUUUGAUGGACAAAGUAAUAAUUGAUUAAAUUUUAAUGUCCAGUAUUAUUACAGCUCACCAUUGCCAUGACUUUAUUUAUGUAUUUAACAUUGUAGAUUUCCUAUUUUUAUAGUCUAAACCUUGUACAAAAAUUGAUUGUAAAAGAAAUGUGUCUGUGUUCAAACUGAAUUAAAUCUUAAUUAUUUGUAAACAAA